AUGAAUAUUACAUUAAAUGAAAGGAACUCUUAUUAAAUACAGGUAUGAACAUCAAUAAAAUCAUAAAAGUUACAUAUUCUUCAAUUCCCGAUAGAUUAAAGAUACUCAUUGUUAUUGAAUAUAUCAUACAUUAAAAACAACACAAUAUAUUAAGCAAUUGACUCUUAAGCAUUUUAUUCUAAAUAGACAUACUAGAACAUAUAUAUUAAUGAAAUCAACAAAAUAACAAUAAAUGUCUAGUAUAAAUAGAUAUGCAAUUACCAUGAUUUAAAUGUAAAUAGUUUUAAUUACUCACUUUACAUCAUAGAAAAACCAAAACCUAAGAACUAAUGCAAAUUUCCUUAUUUUUCUUUGAAUUGUGAUUAAGAAAUAGCAUAAGAAUAAAUUUCUACGCUUAAUUUAACAGUUCCAAAAUAAAGUUGGGCAUAUUUAUAUUACAUACUUGAUUAUAAUGAUUACACAGUAAGAAUUUAAAUAAGCCUAAGUUUUAUUUGGAGAACGAUGAAUCUGAUAUCGGAAUAUCUUUUAUACUUGCAGGUAUCCCUUAAUAAACUGAAUUGCCUUCAUUUGAUUCUUACUUUAGUAUAAUUCCAUAGCUUUAUUAAUACAAAGUGGAUUUGAAGAGAUAAGAAAAAACGAUAAAUUAUAUAAUAGUGAUUGGAAUAUAUAACUUUAAUAUAUCAUAAGAAGCUAAAUUAAAAAUGUAUUUAGAAGAAAUAAAAAAUGAUUAGGAUGAUUUACCAAUAUGGGCAAUUUUAGUAAUUAUAGGAAUUCUUUUAUUGGCUAUUUUAAUAAUAUCAUCAAUAUAUAUUCAAAUGAGGAGAUAAUUUAAAGUUUUAUCUACUGAUAUUCCAGCAUUAAAUAGAGAAAUAUUAGAUUAAUAUAUGCCUGCGAAAAAAUCUAUACCUGAAUUAAUCAAUGAGGAAUGCUGUGUAUGUCUUAAUGCAUAUCAAUAAGAUGAUUUAAUAAGAGAGUCCAUAUGUCAUCAUAUAUUCCAUGAUUUAUGUUUAUCUGAGUGGUAAACAAUCUUAUAAAUUGAAGGACUAAAAAAAAUACAAGUUGUCCUGUGUGUAGAUAAGAAUUUUCAGAAAUUGAAAUCAAAAGGCUAUUGACACUAAAAUUUACCGAAGGAAGUCCAUUUAAUAAUCAUAAAUAAAAAGCUCCAUUUAUAUUAAAAUAUUCUAGUCUAAGAAUAAUAAAAUCUCCUAAAGAAAUUCCAAGAAAUUACACAGAAGAUGAUACCAUUUAAUAAUUUAAAUAAGGAGAAAUAUCAUAAUAAGAAAAUUCUGUCUAACCUUUUUAAAUCUAAUGA
Messenger RNA from Paramecium sonneborni, 1312 nucleotides. The record is from the annotation of a GenBank genome assembly. NCBI's taxonomy places the organism in Eukaryota, Ciliophora, Oligohymenophorea, Peniculida, Parameciidae.